UACGUAUUUACGCAGUACGUAAACACCAGACGGCAGGCGUUGCUCAUUGGCCAUUGCUCGUUCCACAUUUCCCGCGGCGCGAACGGUGCCGAGUUAACGUCGUCCCACGGUCAGUCUGCGGCCAUCGCGUGUGUAUUUGAUUCUUUUCUCGUCGUCAAACGUUAAACAUUAAUAAAUGUUAUUGUCGCCGUCCGCUUGUUGGAAGAUUUCAUAAGAUUACCAUACGCGUCUGCACUAUUACUAUAGUGCUAAUACUACGACUACUACUAUUACUACUGCUACGACACGAUGCAAACUCAACAACCUCCUAUUAACUCAACAUUUAAACUAAUUGAGCGUCGUAAGAAUGAGUGGCGUUGCCUACUCUGUUGUCAUGUCAGAACAGGAACCAUUUUUCUUGGAUUAUGGCAUUUGAUGUUACAAUUACUGGCGAUAAGUACACUCGGAGUGUUUUUGCGACACCCAGAAUUAUUAAAACCUGUUCAGAUAACAAGAACUUCAAUAGAACAUAAUGAAUUACCUACUGCUUUAGCUGAACGUAAUAUUCCAACUUUAAAUAAUUAUGCUUCUACUGAUAGCUCUUCUGCAUUAUCAAACUAUGAUCAAGAUGAUAUGGUUGAACCUACAAUUGGAAGUUCAGGAAAUCAACAAUAUUCAUUUGGAAUGUUCAUGGGUCGUCCAUUCAAAUUGGAUGAUUUAAAUUAUGGAGCGUUUGUAAUACUUUUCACAUUAAUUAUUACUAUUUUCAUGAUUUAUGGUGCCAUAAAAGGAAAACCUAAGAUGUUAAUUCCAUUCUUUUGUAUGCAAUUGUUUGAUUUAUUUGUGACUAUUUUGUCAGCUUUUGGAUACUUAUGUUAUUUGCCAGACUUCCAUCGUCUCAUGAUCCGCACCGAUUCUGAAUAUAUGUCUAGUAGUAUUGCAACGAUAAAUCCACGCUUAAUAUCAUUUAUAGUCGUUUUUUCUUUGUGUGUUUCAAUAAUAUCUAAGGGGUACUUUGUUGGUGUAGUUUGGAGUUGUUAUAAGUAUCUGACUUUAAAAAGAAGUUCAGCUCAACCAACUAUUCAUUAUAUAGAAUCAAACUUUGUUGUUCAGAAUCUUUUACGUCCGGACUAUGAUUUUAACGUGAAAAAGUUUCCUUCUCCACCACCUUCUUACGCUGUUGCUGUUGGAGAAGAUAAUGCUACCCAUCCAGAUGUACCUCCACCAUCAUACAAUACUAUUAAUUAGAGAAUAAUUCAGGAAGAUGAUAUUACUUAUAGUUUUACAACAUGUCUUUAAAUUAUUUAACAUUUGAGUGUAAAAAAAUACAUUUAUAAUAUAUUACUUAUCAGCAUAAAAUUACUAUAAACUAGUCCCCUUGGAAAGACUGGAAGUGAUUUGUUAUGGAAAUCAAUUGGUAAGAACGCUAAAUCAAAUGUUAAACUAAUCUUAUUCAUAUAUAAAAAUACAAUUUAUUGUUACUUUUAUUCCUGUUGUAUAAAUUUAUUUAAAAUUUUAUGUAUUUUUUUUUAUAUUAUGGUGCAAGUGUUAGUUAAUCUUCUUAAGUGUAUUUGUCUUAUUAUU
Messenger RNA from Melanaphis sacchari, 1563 nucleotides. Its product is annotated as lysosomal-associated transmembrane protein 4A. Bases 289 to 1227 code for a protein of 312 amino acids. Lineage: Eukaryota; Metazoa; Arthropoda; Insecta; Hemiptera; Aphididae. The record is from RefSeq and is a predicted model, not a curated record. Gene Ontology annotation, cellular component: lysosomal membrane. The transcript has 6 exons.